AUGGAUGCCAAAGAGACUUACAAACAGGUCAGCGACCAUUACGGCUCAGUUUCCAAGAGCGCCACCGGUAAAUAUGAACAAACCGUCGCAAAAGCAUUCGGAUACACGGAUGAAGAACUCAGAGACAUUCCCGAGGAUGCAAAUCUUGGUUUGAGCUGCGGUAAUCCCACUGCACUCGCGAAGCUGAGAGAGGGCGAGACCGUCAUCGACCUUGGUUCUGGAGCUGGCUUCGACAUCUUGACGGCUGCUAAGAAGAUUGGUCCGUCGGGUAGAGCCAUUGGCGUGGAUAUGAAUAAAAACAUGAUAGACAAAGCCAACGCGAACAAAACUCUUAUGAACCUCUCAAACGUCGAAUUUAUCGAAAGCCCCAUUACAUCUAUCCCUCUCUCUGACGCCACCGCAGAUUGCAUCAUCAGCAACUGCGUCAUCAAUCUCGUCCCAGCAUCAGAGAAACAACUCGUCUUCAAUGAAAUGUUCAGACUCCUGAAGCCAGGUGGACGUGUCGCAGUUAGCGAUAUACUUGCGCGCAAGGAGUUGCCGGAUGAGAUAAGACGAGAUGUCGCUUUGUAUGUUGGAUGCAUUGCUGGUGCUAGUCUUGUUGGCGAGUAUGAAAAGUUUCUUAAUAAUGCUGGUUUUGGAAAUAUUCUGAUUGUUGACACGAAGAGUGACUUGAAUGUCUACUUCACUGCCAAUGAGGCUCCGCUUUCCUGUUGCAAGAGCGCAGGUGGAGAUCUAGCUGGGGACUCAUCCUCGUAUGCUCCUUCAAAAUCAACGAGUUCCCUGGAGCCAGGCGAUGGCAUGUCAAUUGACCGUUCAGGUGUCACUGACUUCAAUGAGUGGGCAGGCUCAUUCCAGAUCUAUGCUGUCAAGCCUGACGCGGCGUAA
Molecule: messenger RNA, 885 nt
Organism: Fusarium coffeatum
Lineage: Eukaryota; Fungi; Ascomycota; Sordariomycetes; Hypocreales; Nectriaceae
Exons: 5
Coding region: 1-885 (294 amino acids)
Molecular function (GO): methyltransferase activity
Source: RefSeq, a predicted model, not a curated record